AUGCUAUCAUUAACGGCAUGUAUUUCACCAAACACGUCGCUCCUCCAACAACCUUCGCCUUUCAAUAUCCAAUCGCCACUGUCCUUUACAAAACAAAAACACAAACGCACUUCAAAAACAGGAAACAAUAAUUACUCUAAUUCUCAUUGCUUCCCUUGCAAAAUCACUAGUGAUUCACCUUCUACUUCUUAUUUUCAGUACCCAGUAGCAACAAAGGCUCCCAGAUAUAAAGGAACCCCAGGUCUUGAAUUUUCAAAAACAGAAUCAGCAAGUGAAUUUGUUUACUCUAAUUUGAUUGCACUUUGGCUUCAGUCUUGUUUCAAGGUUAAAGACAUUAGAAGAAUACACGCGGUUUUUUUAAAGCGUUUGAGAGACUCGGGCACUUAUGUGAAUAAUAAUUUGAUAAGUGGCUACUUGAAAUUAGGGGAGUUAAUUGAGGCGCGGAAGGUGUUUGAUGGAAUGCCUGACCGAAAUAUUGUUAGUUGGACGGCAAUGAUAAAUGGGUACUUCAAGUUUGGUUUAGAUGAUGAAGCGUUAAGGUUGUUUAGCGAAGCCAUAAAGGAUGGGGUUGUACCAAAUAGCAAGACUUUUGUGUGUGUAUUGAAUUUGUGUAGUAAAAAGUUAGAUUUUGAGUUAGGAAGACAAGUUCAUGCUCGUAUUGUCAAGGGUAAUUGGAGGAAUUUGAUUGUGGAUAGUGCCAUUGUUUAUUUCUAUGUUCAAUGUGGUGAUUUGAAGAGUGCUUUUUGUGUGUUUGAUCGGAUGGUGGAGCGGGAUGUGGUUUCUUGGACGACAAUGAUUACUGCCUGCUCGCAGCAAGGGCGCUGUGAGGAGGCUUUUGGCAUGUUCACGCAAAUGUUGGAUGAGGGGUUUUGUCCUAAUGGGUUUACUGCCUCUGGAGUUUUGAAGGCAUGUGGAGAGGAGAAGGCGUUGAAGCUUGGGAGACAAGUACAUGGGGCUAUAGUGAAGAAGAUGUAUAAAGAUGAUGUUUUUGUUGGGACUUCUUUGGUGGACAUGUAUGCUAAAUGUGGAGAGAUUUCAGAUUCUUCAAAAGUGUUCAAUGGGAUGAGGAGGAGGAACACAGUUACCUGGACGUCUAUUAUAGCAGGGUAUGCUAGGAAGGGUCUUGGCGAGGAGGCUAUAAGUCUUUUUCGAUUAAUGAAGAGACGACGGGUAGUUUCCAACAACCUGACCAUUGUAAGUAUGCUCAGGGCUUGUGGCUCAAUUGGGGCAUUGCUUGCUGGGAGGGAAGUUCAUGCUCAGAUUGUUAAGAAUUGCAGCCAAUCGAACGAAUACUUAGGGAGUACUCUUGUGUGGUUCUACUGUAAAUGUGGGAAGUCCCGUACUGCCUCAAAAGUCCUGCAACAAAUACCUUUCAGAGACGUUGUCUCAUGGACUGCCAUAAUUUCUGGUCAUGCAUGUCUUGGGCAUGAGUCUGAGGCCCUUGAGUUUUUGAAGGAAAUGAUGGAGGAAGGUGUUGAACCUAAUUCAUUUACUUAUUCAUCAGCUUUGAAAGCAUGCGCUAAUCUUGAAACUGUUCUGCAAGGGAAAUUGAUUCACUCCUUUGCCAACAAGAUGCCAGCCUCAUCUAAUGUUUUUGUAGGCAGUGCUUUAAUUCAUAUGUAUGCCAAAUGUGGAUAUGUAUCAGAAGCAAGUCAAGUUUUUGAUAACAUGCCAGAGCGAAAUUUGGUUACUUGGAGGGCUAUGAUUAUGGGCUACGUAAGGAAUGGUCUCUGCCAAGAGGCUUUGAAGCUCAUGUAUAGGAUGCAGGCAGAAGGUAUUCAGGUGGAUGAUUACGUCUCUGCAACAGUCCUUGGGGCAUGUGGAGAAAUAGAGUGGGAUGCAGAGCAUUCAUCUAAGGCUUCUGUGAAGAUAUGGCUUAGGUUAUUCAAAACUUCAUAUAUUACCAUUAUUAUGGAAAAAGAAACGAUUGGUGAGAAAGAUAUUACUAAUUCCUCAACUUCUGAAAAGCAUGAGGAAGAUGCAAUAACUGUUCAGAGUGAUAAUCAAAUAAAAAUGUCAGAGGAGAUGAACUCUCUAGAGAUAAGAAAGAAUGACUCCAAGUUAGACAAGGAUAGUGAAGAAUCUGAUGCCGGUGAAAGUAUUGACAAGAGCAGUGGCUUAGAGUCUAGAUGUCAAGGUGAUGAUGUUGUGAAACAUGAUGACUUGAGAAAGGUGGGUGAGAAUAUGGAUUUGGAGUCUAAAUCUGUUGGAGUAAAGAUAAACAAUGAUACCCAACAUGUUGGCUCUGGUAACAAGAUGGAUGAAGUUGGUGAUUUGGAGCCUAAAGCUGAAGAAGGAACAAAGCAAACACCAGAGGAAAUUCUUGGUGAGCAGAAGGAGCCAGAGCCUGUUUUUGAUGGAACAGAGGUUCCUGGGAUGGAAGCCAACAGAACUACAUCUUUCCAUCCCUCAGACGCCGAUCCUGAAGCUGAGGGAUCUGCUUGGCCUGAGAAGGCUGUGGCUCUUAAGAAUUUUGUCAAGGAGAAGGGUGCAGUUGCUGUCACCAGUGUUCUUCGUGUGCUUUCUGCAAAAAGAGAUGAGGGGGAACAGGUUACUCAAGAUGAAGAAGAUAAGGAGGCUUCAGGUUUAACUAAAGAGAAAGAAGACAAAGAAAUCACAGAAGUUUCUCAGAAACCAGUGGACAGAUCUGCGUGGAAUCCUCUCACCUAUAUUAUGUUUUCUCGUGAUGAUGCAGAAAACAACAUUGAGCAGGGGGUGGAAGGAAGUGAAGAACCACCACACCCUAUAGCUAUGAAAGGAAGAAUUAUACUGUACACAAGGUUAGGGUGCCAAGACUGUAAAGAGGUUAGGUUAUUUUUGCAUAGGAAAAGGCUUGGAUACGUGGAGAUCAACAUUGAUGUAUACCCCAGUAGAAAGCUGGAACUAGAGAAUUUUACUGGGUCUUCUACUGUUCCUAAGGUUUUUUUUAAUGAAAUUGUGAUUGGAGGUUUGACUGAGCUCAAGGGCUUGGAUGAGUCUGGCAAGCUUGAAGAGAAGAUUAAUUAUUUGAUUGCUGAAGCUCCAGCAUCUGAAGCUCCUCUUCCACCUCUUUCUGGUGAAGAUGAUGUGUCCACUAGCGGCUCAAUCGAUGAACUAUCACUUAUUGUUCGGAAAAUGAAAGAAUCCAUUGCUGUUAAGGACCGGUUUUACAAGAUGCGGAGGUUCACCAACUGCUUUCUAGGUUCGGAGGCUGUGGAUUUCUUGUCAGAGGAUCAAUACUUGGAGAGGGAAGAGGCUACUGAAUUUGGGCGAAAGCUUGCUAGCAAACUUUUCUUUCGACACAUUCUUGAUGAGAACAUAUUUGAGGAUGGUAACCACCUGUAUCGGUUUUUGGACGAUGAUCCUAUUGUGUCAUCUCAAUGCUACAAUAUCCCUAGUGGCAUUGUUGAGGCAAAGCCUAAGCCCAUAAUAGAAAUUGCAUCAAGACUCAGAUUUUUGUCUUAUGCAAUCUUUGAAGCCUACACAUCAGUAGAUGGAAAGCAUGUUGACUACAGAAGUAUUCAUGGAAGUGAGGAAUUUGCAAGAUAUUUGAGGAUAAUUCAGGAGCUCCAACGAGUAGAAUUGCAAGAUAUGCCAAGGGAGGAGAAGCUUGCUUUCUUCAUAAAUCUCUACAAUAUGAUGGCCAUUCAUGCAAUAUUGGUGUUGGGUUAUCCAAAAGGAGCACUGGAAAGAAGGAAGUUGUUUGGAGACUUCAAGUAUGUGAUAGGUGGGUGCACGUACUCUCUUUCAGCUAUUGAAAAUGGCAUUUUAAGGGGCAAUCAGCGACCCCCAUACAAUCUUACCAAGCCAUUCAGCGUGAAAGAUAAGCGUUCUAAGGUGAGUUUUACCUAUGCUGAGCCUUUAAUCCACUUUGCACUGGUUUGUGGUACCCGAUCUGGACCGGCCCUUCGAUGCUACUCUCCUGGGGAUAUUGAUAAAGAACUGAUGGAGGCUGCUCGUGAUUUCUUAAGAGGUGGAGGACUGAUUUUUGAUUUGAAUGCUAAGACUGCAUUUGUCAGUAAGAUCCUCAAAUGGUUUAGUGUGGAUUUUGGCAAGAAUGAGAUAGAGGUACUCAAGCAUGCAUCAAACUACUUGGAGCCAACCAACUCUGAAGCUUUGCUGGAGUUGCUUGCUAGUGCUCAGUUAAAGGUGAUGUACCAGCCUUAUGAUUGGGGUUUAAACAAUUGA
Dovyalis caffra is the source of this 4167-nucleotide messenger RNA. The record is from the annotation of a GenBank genome assembly. Lineage: Eukaryota; Viridiplantae; Streptophyta; Magnoliopsida; Malpighiales; Salicaceae.